AUGACUACUCUCACAACUUCGUUUGCCCAUUUGACAAGUCCUCAGUUUUCGCUAUCCUCUGGUUCAAGUUUGAAAUCAGCAUGCCAAGGUGCUGUAAAUGUUAGUCAUUGUAACUUGUAUUUCAUGAGUCCUGUCCGCCAGAGCCAUAUAAAGCAUACAAGAUAUGAGAGGAUCAGGAAGACUCUAGCAGUUCAAGCAAGUGGUGAUGCUGGAAAAUCCACAAGCGGAAAUAUCUUUAUUGGUGCCUUUAUAUUGGGAGGAAUCGUAGUUGGAACACUAGGCUGUCUAUAUGCAUCUCAGAUUAGCAAGUCCAUGGCUGGGGCAGAUAGUAAAGAUUUGUUGAGAAAGCUACCAGAUUUUAUCUAUAACGAAGAAAAAGCUUUGGAGAAAACGCGAAAGAAACUAGAGGAGAAGAUCACAAAGCUAAGCAAAACUAUCGACGAAGUUUCAUCUCAGCUUCGCUCGAACCAAAUUUCCCCAAAUGAAGCUUCACAAAGUACGAUUGAACUCAUAUGAUUGAGAUAGUGAAUUGUUUGAAGCCCAGUUGUUUUUCUUCUCGGCCGAAACUUUAUGGUGGCAUUAAGUCCUUACUCCAGUCGUGGCAAUACAGAAAACCUUCAGAGAUUUUUCAUCUGGUUACGCAAAAUAUAAAUUAUCUAAAUUCUUAAAUGGAUAAUGAGUAUGUUUGUAAGAAUUGCAAUGAUC
This is a messenger RNA of Papaver somniferum (opium poppy), 705 nucleotides long. RefSeq lists its product as uncharacterized. The coding region runs from base 1 to 516 and encodes 171 amino acids. The record is from RefSeq and is a predicted model, not a curated record. The transcript has 5 exons. NCBI's taxonomy places the organism in Eukaryota, Viridiplantae, Streptophyta, Magnoliopsida, Ranunculales, Papaveraceae. Gene Ontology annotation, cellular component: chloroplast inner membrane; chloroplast thylakoid membrane.